Molecule: messenger RNA, 1695 nt
Organism: Exophiala bonariae
Lineage: Eukaryota; Fungi; Ascomycota; Eurotiomycetes; Chaetothyriales; Herpotrichiellaceae
Exons: 1
Coding region: 1-1695 (564 amino acids)
Molecular function (GO): flavin adenine dinucleotide binding; N,N-dimethylaniline monooxygenase activity; NADP binding
Source: RefSeq, a predicted model, not a curated record
AUGUCUCAAAAACAGGUCGAUGCCCUGGUGGUAGGGGCCGGGUUCGGUGGAAUAUAUCAGCUGUAUCGUUUACGGCAAUUAAACUUGUCCGUAAGAGUGAUCGACACAGCCAGCGGCUCUGGUGGUACCUGGUACUGGAAUCGCUACCCUGGAGCGAUGAGUGAUACCGAGAGCUUCGUCUAUCGAUAUUCAUGGGAUAAAGAAGACCUCCAGAUUUAUCCUUGGACACACCACUACGUGAAGCAGGCUGAUGUCUUGGCUUAUCUAGAGCAUGUUGUUGAAAGACAUGACCUUGGGAAAUAUAUGCAAUUCAAUACUGAAUUACUUUCCGCUGAAUGGAACAGCACUACCAAUCGAUGGGACAUCAAGCUGAGUGACGGUGACACAUACAGUGUGCGAUAUCUUGUCACCGCAUUGGGUCUACUCUCGAAGGCCAACUAUCCAGAUAUAUCUGGGAUCAGCACCUUCAAGGGUCGAAUUUGCCACACAGCUGCAUGGCCCAAAGACUUGGAUCUCACCAACAAGCGUGUUGGCGUAAUAGGAUGCGGCUCAACUGGAGUACAGGUAAUUACCGACAUCGCCAAGGAUGUCAAAUCUUUGACAUGUUUUCAACGACAUCCACAGUAUACUGUGCCCAGCGGAGACCGGCCGGUUCAACCAGAGUACAGGAAGUGGGUGAAUCAAAAUUACGAUGAUAUCUUUGAUCAAGUGAAGAAUUCUGCCGUGGGAUUUGGAUUUGUCGAGUCUACCGUCCCUUUUGACACGGUCAAAUCACCUCAGCGUCGCGAAGAAAUCUUUGAAGAUCUUUGGAAACAAGGGAAUGGAUUUCGCUUCUUCUUCGGAGGGUUCUCCGACCUGGCGACGAACAGAGAGGGCAAUGAAGCAGCCUGCUCUUUCAUCCGCAACAAGAUAUCACAAAUUGUCAAGGAUCCGGAAAAGGCCAGAAAAUUGAGUCCGCAUGACUACUAUGCUCGUCGGCCUCUCUGCGAUGGAGGUUAUUUCGAGCAGUUCAAUCGACCGAAUGUCGAGGUCGUCCUGUUGACCGAGGACCCCAUUACGUCCAUCACCCCUGAAGGUAUCCAAACGAGCAGUGCGCUUCACGAACUGGACGUCAUUAUAUUCGCGACGGGCUUCGAUGCCAUCGAGGGGAACUACAACCGCGUGCGCAUUCGAGGCCGCAAUGGGAUGACGCUCAAGGAGAAGUGGGAUCCUGUUGGGCCAACGAGCUACCUUGGUGUCGCUGUGCCCAAUUUCCCGAAUUUGCUCAUGAUCACUGGCCCGCAGGGCCCCUUCUCCAACCUCCCACCCGCCAUCGAAGCCCACGUCGACCUCAUUAGCGGUCUCAUUGAUCGCGCAGAAGGCUUUCGAAGACGAUCACGGCCUGGCGACGUUAAUAAACCCAAACUCAUCGAGGCUCUCCCGGAGGCGGAAGAGGCGUGGAGUCGCGAAUGUGAGCAAGCGGCCGAGGGGAGCCUGUUCAAGGAGACCGCUUCGUGGAUCUUCGGUCAGAAUAUACCCGGUAAGAAGUACGCCAUCCGCUUUUAUUUCGGUGGCCUCAAGGCAUUCUACCAAGCGGUGCAGCGUGUUAUCGAUGGUGGGUAUACUGGCUUUGCCACAUUGGAGGAUAAAGUCGAGGACGAAGAGGCCAUCACAUUUGACAGCUCGAGUGGCCAGGAGUUAACCGCGCAUUUAUGA